Argentina anserina (silverweed cinquefoil) is the source of this 812-nucleotide messenger RNA. Its product is annotated as PITH domain-containing protein At3g04780. The transcript is spliced from 8 exons. The coding region runs from base 71 to 604 and encodes 177 amino acids. The record is from RefSeq and is a predicted model, not a curated record. Lineage: Eukaryota; Viridiplantae; Streptophyta; Magnoliopsida; Rosales; Rosaceae.
UUCUCUACUCCUCCACUCUAUUUUUCGUUCGCAAGACUAUAACUCCUUUUCUCUUUCAAUCCAACCAACCAUGUCUGCCGAAUCAGCCAGCGCAAUUCAGAGUAGCCAAGUUGAUCUGUUGGACUUCAUAAAUUGGUCUGGGGUUGAGUGCCUCAAUCAAAGCACCAGUCACUCUGUUGCUAACGCUCUCAAGCAGGGAUACAGAGAUGAUGAUGGUUUGAAUUUAGAGAGUGAUGCGGAUGAGCAGCUUCUGAUCUACAUACCUUUUCUUCAAGUCAUUAAGCUGCACUCAAUUGUCAUCAAAGGACAUGAAGAGGAUGGUCCCAAGACAGUGAAGCUUUUUUCGAACAAGGAGCACAUGGGUUUCAGCAAUGUCAAUGACUACCCUGCAAGUGACACUGUUGUUUUAACCCCUGAUCAUCUAAAGGGAAAGCCAGUUGUUUUGAAGUAUGUCAAAUUUCAAAAUGUUCGCAGCUUGACAAUUUUUAUCGAGGAUAAUCAAUCUGAUUCAGAAGUCACAAAAGUUCAAAAGAUUGGCCUGGUUGGAACAACGGUGGAAACAACUGACAUGAAGGGUUUGAAGAAGAUUGAAGAUGGACACUGAAGAGACAGAAAUGGAUGGAUGGCCAAUGGUGGAUCAUCUAAAAUCGUUGUGAUUGUCUAGAAAACCCAUUUGUGCGCCUGGGUUUUGUGGCAUAUUGUACUCGAUAUUAUAAUCAAGUUCCUUUGAGAUUAUUCACCCUUCGUGGGAUGCUAGGAUGAUAGGAACCUAAUAUUGACCAAAGAUUUGAAGUUAUUGCCCUUCCUGAGAA